AUGACGAAUACAAAGAUGUCGCUAGUUGACUGGCUGGACGACCUAUGCGUGCGCUUCAUCGUCAAUCUGCCGAAUGAAGAGCUGCAGUCAGUCGAGCGAAUAUGCUUCCAGAUCGAAGAAGCGCAAUGGUUCUACGAAGACUUCAUCCGCCCGCUGGACCCCAACAACCUGCCCUCGAUGCACCUGCGCAAGUUCUCGCAGCUCAUGUUCCAGCACUGCCCGCUGUUCUCGGCAUACUCGGAAGAGCUGCACCAGCAGGCCUACGAGAACUUUCUCGCGUACAAGACCAGAGUGCCUGUGCGCGGCGCAAUCAUGCUCAACCAGGAUAUGACACAUGCAGUGCUGGUGAAAGGAUGGAAGAAGGGCGCGAAAUGGAGUUUUCCUAGGGGGAAGAUCAACAAGGAAGAGACCGACUUGGACUGCGCCGUGCGAGAGGUCUGGGAAGAGACUGGAUACGACCUGCAAGAAGCCAAUUUGGUACUGCCGGACGAAGACAUGAAGAAGAUCUCCAUCGUUAUGCGCGAGCAGAGUAUGAUGCUGUACGUGUUUCGCGGUGUGCCCAUGGAUACGUACUUCGAACCACGGACGCGAAAGGAAAUCUCCAAGAUAGAUUGGUACAAGUUGACGGACCUGCCCACCCUUCGGAGGAAGAACCAGGCGCAACCGCAAGGUGCUGGACCAGAUAUGAUCAAGGAGAGCAGCUUCUACAUGGUAGCGCCGUUUCUCGGACCGCUCAGGGCGUGGAUCAAGCAACAACAAAAACUCGACAGGCAGAGGGCACGCAGCGGCGCUCAUCUUGCCCCGCCUAUUACAGACGACGAGGAGCUACAGGCUGAAGUGCACGCGACAACAGCGGAUAUGAUCGCUUCUUUACCGCCGCAGCAAGAUGAUAGCUUUGCGAACCUCGUCGCUCGACUGGGCCAUCAAGGAAGCGAUGCUCUGCCCGAAGUCUCUAUGCAAUCUCAGGCAGCACAAUCUGUGGAUCCUGCAGCAGAACUCAAACGCCUGCUCAGUGUAGGCAUGGGAAUGCAGUCACCGCCUGUAGAGGCUCCUGGCAUGACAGCUCAACAGCCACAGGCCAAUCCUCUGCUGGCCCUGUUCCAACAAGGCAACAACAAUCCAUCCAGUCCUCACCAUUCUUUGCCGAGAACACCUUUCGACCAGGUCAUGUCCGCCCCAGUCCAGCCGAACAGUCCUCAUGGACAACAUGGUCCUCGACCACCUCAAAUGCACAACAUGCCGCCACCACCAUUCCCGUUCCCACCCCAUCAGGGCAUGCAGUUCCAUGGUCCUCAUCCACAUUUCGACAAUGGCAUGCACCCACACCCUCAACAACAGCAACACUUUAUGCCGCCACAACACCAUCAGAACAACCACAUGUAUCAAUCACCCCCACAAAUGCCCUUCCAACAAAGCAAUGGUGGACACGCAGUACAGUCUCAGUCUUUCCAAGCUUCACAGUCCCAAACGUUUGGUUCACACGGAGCCGGCCCGGCCGUUCCGCCUGCUUCAAAACUACCUGCACCGAAGCUCACCGCACAUACGAUGGGUUUGUUGAACUCGUUCAAGAUCAGCGACCAACAAGGACCACCUUCAGAGCCUCCCCGGGCUACAGUCCAAGCUCAGACCCCCCAGAUGGCACCUCGAGCACAAUCGCGCCAUGUCUCGCAGUAUCAGCCAAACGAGCUGGCAUCCCCGCAAUUUCAGUCGCCGCCUAUUAACAUACAGCCAGUGCAGCCGAAGCCAAGAUCCGCACAACAGGAUGCGUUAUUGUCAAUGUUUAGAGGCACUCCGCCAAUCUCGUCGCCUACGCCGGAGCCUGCUGAGCUGUCUGCGCUGCCUACCACGCCAGCAUAUGUAUCUGCACAACUCUCCCAGAAGUCAGGAAGACCGCAAAAUAUGACUUUGCUUGACAUGUUUGGCAACCAGCCGAAACCCGGGGGCAUCACCUCAGCUACUGUACGCGGGCCUGUCAAUGCCCCAGAUUUCGACACGAUGAAGAAGAACACCCUACCUGCCAGUGUCAGUUCCCGUGGGCCAUCGCCGGCUACGUUCAUGCCUCAACAGAUUUUGAAGCGUGAGCAGUCGGUAACCCAAAGUCCUUCAAACAUCCAGAACGGCGCCCGAAACGGAGCACCACCGAAUGCGAUCGAGAUCUCAGACCAGCCGCAGACGGCUUUCAAGCCACAGAUUCUGAAGCGACCUCAGCAGGGCACCACAGGGAUGGUAAAUGCACCAACAGCGCAUGCACAGGGCCUUCUCAACAUGUUAAAAGGACCAUCACCACAGCCGCCCGCCGUUCAGCCUGCUUCGCAAUCACCUGCAUCAGCUGCACCGACUGCACAUGCGCAAGGUCUGCUGAGCAUGUUCAAAGAAGCAUCACCGCAACCACCGGCAGCUCAGCCUGUAAUGCCGGUCAGGCAAUCGCCAGCACCUACCGCGCAGGCACAGGGCCUGUUGAACAUGUUCAAAAGCCCUUCACCCCAACCUCCAGCUGCUCAACCUGCAAUGCCGCUAAGGCAGUCGCCAGCACCUACAGCACACGCGCAAGGUCUACUGAACAUGUUCAAGGGCCCGUCGCCACAGCCUUCCAUGCCUGUUAGACAGUCACCAGCCCCAUUAGCAGCACAACAGCCCUUUGACCGUCGAGAGUCCUUCCCCACCGACCAGAAGAACGCUCUGCUCUCCCUCUUCGGCCAAUCCUCAACGAAGCCCCAGAGCCCUCGUAUUCCUACGCCAUUGCAACAGACUCACAGCGCUGUCCCAAGAGGACGAAGCCCUCUGCCACCGACCCCGAAGACGACCACGUCCGGGAUCAUCAGCCCUGUCAGCCCACUCCCAGAGAAAGGUAGCCAGACCGUCAGCCCCGCAGACUUUGCCUCUCGCAGUAGGAUCUCGAGUAUCGGCGAGUCUGGAGCGGCGCCAAGUAUCGUCAUCCCGCCUACUUCACAUCCAAUCGAGAACACAUCGGGUCACGGCAGUACAAGCAGCGUAAGCAGGUCUGGUAAUGAUGCCAAGAGCCCAGUCGACAAGACGUUUUUGCUAGGAUUCUUGGAGGACGUAGCGAGGCGUGGGCGUUAG
This is a messenger RNA of Parastagonospora nodorum SN15, 3081 nucleotides long. RefSeq lists its product as hypothetical. Gene Ontology annotation, cellular component: cytoplasm; P-body. Gene Ontology annotation, biological process: deadenylation-dependent decapping of nuclear-transcribed mRNA; nuclear-transcribed mRNA catabolic process, nonsense-mediated decay. Bases 1 to 3081 code for a protein of 1026 amino acids. NCBI's taxonomy places the organism in Eukaryota, Fungi, Ascomycota, Dothideomycetes, Pleosporales, Phaeosphaeriaceae. The transcript has a single exon. The record is from RefSeq and is a predicted model, not a curated record. Gene Ontology annotation, molecular function: 5'-(N(7)-methylguanosine 5'-triphospho)-[mRNA] hydrolase activity; manganese ion binding; RNA binding.